AGCAGAUAGAUAGUUAGGACUUACGAAUAGCAGCCACCAACAUGAUUUUACCAAAGCCACCGCAGCACUUCCACUGCAGAUCACCACACGUAGUUGCCGCCCUCCACCUGCUACUUCUUCUCGGUGCCGCGCUGACAAUGGCGAGCAGGACAGCAAGCGCACACGGCGUCCACGCGCCAUGCUGCAACCUGCUCCAGGGGGUGAACCUGGUGCCGUGCCUGUCGAUGGCGGGCAGCGGCGGCGCCGUGAACAUCAGUGGCGCCUGCUGCGCGUCGCUGAACCAGGCCCUGGACGCCGGCCGCCGCUGCGUGUGCUCGCUCCUGCUGGCCAACGGCGUGCUCGCCGGCCUCGUCGCCGCGCUGAUCCCCACGCUCCCGCUCGUGCUCCCGCUGCCCGGAUGCUACCUCUACGCCCCUCCCCUCGCAGCUUGCCAAGUGACGCUGCUGCAGACGAACUAUGAAUCGCCGGCAGCGGCAUCAGCAGCGCCUGCGGCUGUGGGUGAUGCUGCUGGCGGCGCGACCGACUCGCCGCCUCCUCAGGCCGCCGCUGCCCUGCUACCGAAGAAUGGCAGUGCGGCUGGGACUACGGACGGGAGCGCCGGCAAUGGCUCUAGGGUGGAGAGCCUUAGACGCAGUGACGCGAGCCGGCGUCCCGGGGUUGGUGAGGGUAGAACGUACUACGUGCUGAUCCCUGUGGUGGUCAUGGCUGUAUUUUGGUUCAGUUACGCUGCGGUUCAUGAUUUUGUAGGAUCAAAUUGA
Messenger RNA from Lolium perenne, 758 nucleotides. RefSeq lists its product as uncharacterized. The record is from RefSeq and is a predicted model, not a curated record. NCBI's taxonomy places the organism in Eukaryota, Viridiplantae, Streptophyta, Magnoliopsida, Poales, Poaceae.